AUGCUCCGAGCCCUAGAUCCAAGUGAGGUCAUGAAUGAAAUACCCAUGCACGACCACAGUUCGCACUCCCACUCCCAUAAACAUCAUGGUCAUUCACAUCACGAUGGUCACAAUCACAGUCAUGGUCAUGGCUCCCCCUCUCCUCCUCCUACAGACCCAGCUGCUCCUUCUGUCGUUCCUGUCGUGCCCGUAGAUGAGUUGAACCUCUUUCAGGCCGCGCAGAGAGGAGCCACUGAUCGAAUCGCACAGUUGAUUGAACAAGGUCUAGCCAAAGCUACGGAUCUGGAUGCUGAAAAGUGUACUGCUCUACAUUGGGCUGCCAUAAACAAUCAAUUGAUUGCUGCAAAGUAUCUUGUUGAUCAGGGAGCCAUAGUGGAUGCUCCUGGCGGCGACUUACAAGCAACACCUCUACACUGGGCUGCCCGUACAGGCCACGUACAAAUGGUCACAUUCCUGUGGAAGAAGGGUGCCGACCCAACAAAAUACGACAAUCAAGGUUACAAUGCUCUGCACCUCGCCGCCCACGAAGCUCAUCCAAUGAUGAUGGUCUUCCUCAUAUCUAUUGGAAUGGACGUGGACUCUUCGGAUCAGCAUGGGCGGUCUGGCCUAGUCUGGGUCUGCUACCAAGGCAAAUCGCUAGAUUGUUUGGAGGUCUUGAUUCGAUACAAGGCUUCGUUGGAUAAAGCGGACUCUACUGGGUUUACGCCAUUGCAUUGGGCUGUCGUAGCACAAAAGAUGGCAUUCGCUCGCAGACUACUUGUCGCUGGAGCCAGAACAGACAUACCUGAUCCAAAGGGGCAAACUCCUGGUGAUUGGGCCAAAGAACGUAACAUGGAAAAAGAAUGGAAGACUCUUGUAACUCGGUCUAGACAGACAGGUUGGCUUGCCAGUCAAUUUAAAAUGCUAGACAAGGAUCGUGUAAACACUAUGUUAUAUCUGGUUCCGUUUAUUGCACAACCUAUAAUUAUGGGCAUUCUGUCUUAUUACUCAUGGUACAUCGCCUUCCCUGCAUCAUUCGCUUUCGCCUUGUUGGUCUUUCAUCAAGUGGUGACGAAUGGACUUAUCGGACGCGAUGCUGACUUGAUUGGGACUCCCUUCUUAACGGCCAUACCACAAGCGAGCUCUUGGAUUGUUGGCUUUACUUGGAUAUUUCGAGUACUACCUUAUUCGGGCUUCUUGACCUUCUAUCAUAUUGCUUUCCUAUGUCUCUUCACGUGCAUGAUGUAUACAUUCUACAUGGCUAUUUUCACUGAUCCUGGAUAUAUCGAGUACACUGGAUCUGAAGAAGACAAGAAGAAGUUGGUUAUAACACUUGCGGAGAGCGGAUUGUUGGAUCAUCGUCAUUAUUGUGUUGUUUGUUGCAUCCGAAAGCCAUUACGAUCAAAGCAUUGCAAGCAUUGCGAUAAAUGUGUUGCACAGUUUGACCAUCAUUGUCCAUGGACAAAUAAUUGCAUUGGAGUCAAGAACCAUAGAUACUUUAUGCAAUUCCUAGUGCUAUUCUUCAUCUCUGCAGUGACUUUUGCAUAUAUUGGUUUGAGCUAUGUUUCGGCCGUAACAGAAUCUCUCGUGACGGCUGAGUGUGGAACACUCUGUACAUGGAUGACAUAUGAUGCAUGGACAAUGUGGAAUGUCUGGUGGUGCAUCCUCAACUCGCUAUGGACAAUCAUACUCUUCAUGGUCCAAUCAUAUCAAGUGUCUGUAGCAAAGACAACGAACGAAACUGCUAACUGGCAUCGAUAUGAUUACCUUGUUCACCCUGAAGAUGUACUCAAACCGCUGUACAUGAAGCGAAUGUUCAAUCCCUUCGAUAAGGGUGUCUUAAAAAACUGUAUUGGGUUUUGGAAGGGGCCUGAGCCUGGUAGUCGGAUUUCUCAUUUGUAUGAGUUGAAUGAGAGACAGGGUGAAGGUGAAAAGGAUGGACUGUUGAAUGGAAUCAAGAUGGUGUAA
This is a messenger RNA of Synchytrium microbalum, 1947 nucleotides long. RefSeq lists its product as uncharacterized. Gene Ontology annotation, biological process: protein palmitoylation. The record is from RefSeq and is a predicted model, not a curated record. Gene Ontology annotation, cellular component: Golgi membrane. The coding region runs from base 1 to 1947 and encodes 648 amino acids. The transcript is spliced from 13 exons. Gene Ontology annotation, molecular function: protein binding; palmitoyltransferase activity. Lineage: Eukaryota; Fungi; Chytridiomycota; Chytridiomycetes; Synchytriales; Synchytriaceae.